Nerophis lumbriciformis (worm pipefish) is the source of this 852-nucleotide messenger RNA. The record is from RefSeq and is a predicted model, not a curated record. Lineage: Eukaryota; Metazoa; Chordata; Actinopteri; Syngnathiformes; Syngnathidae.
AUGGGCACAGAUUUGCCUUCUGGACAGAGAAAGCGUCCCCUCUUCUUCAGGGAUCUCUACAGCCUGUCUUCAGGGUUCCAAAGGCAACCCCCUCUAUAUCUUACUAAACUUCAAUCAGACAGAAUCAGAGACCUUGGUUCUCCAGACUCCUUCAGAAGACGGCCACAUUUUAAAUGGCUUAACAGUGUCUGGACAUGGAGCAGGUUCUGUGCAGAAUUCAGGAGAGAGUAUUACAACAUGUACACCAUUGAGAUCUGCCAUGGGUAUGGGGAGCAGUUCAAACAAUCCCCACGAGAGAGCAGUGCAGCAUUGGAUCCAUUGUGGAACCAGAAUCCGCCUGGGCGCCCAGCCUAUGGGACGGAGAAGCUCCAACCCAGCAACUACUCACUGGUGUUAAUUAUUCAGCUCAGCCUGCUCUCCUUGGACUUGUUUGUCAACUCAUUCAGCGAGCUCCUGAGAGAUGAACAAGCAGUCCAACUAGUUCUUUUUGUCAUUCAGGACAUUGCCAUCUUGUUCAACCUUAUCAUCAUUCUCUUGAUGCUGUUUAACACCUACGUGUUCCAGGUCGGUCUGGUAGCCAUAUUGUUGGAGAGAUUUAGAGCCUUGCUAAUGCUCUCUGCACUCUAUUUGACCUUCAGUGUAAUACUCCAUUCUUGGCUCACGAAUCUGCGAUGGCUAAAUACCAACCGAUUUAUUUGGACAGAUGGCCUUCAGGUGAUGUUUGUUUUCCAAAGAGUUGCAUCUGUGUUGUACUACUACUUCUACAAGAGGACCUCAGAGUAUUUGGGGGACCCUCGCCUCUAUGAGGAUUCACCAUGGCUGCGAGAGGUCUUUGCACAGACCAGGCAGUAA